Molecule: messenger RNA, 4587 nt
Organism: Nomascus leucogenys (northern white-cheeked gibbon)
Lineage: Eukaryota; Metazoa; Chordata; Mammalia; Primates; Hylobatidae
Product: protein tweety homolog 2
Cellular component (GO): plasma membrane
Molecular function (GO): volume-sensitive chloride channel activity; intracellularly calcium-gated chloride channel activity
Source: RefSeq, a predicted model, not a curated record
UUUCGCAAGGCCUGCAGUCUCUGUUUGCAGGAUACAAGUCCACCUCACCUCGCCUACUAGGCUGUAGACACCAUGCAGGCGGGAACGUGUGUUUUAUCCAUUACUGUAUCCUCUAGAACAGAGAACGUGCUCAAGAAAAUUUGUUGAAAGACACCCCAAUGAGAGAAGAACGGCUGUUUCCAGCCUCUGGGGCCCUUCAGCUCUGGGCUCCCGCGGGGCCCCAGAACUGUGGGAUCACGGCCACGAGGAGAGGCCCCGACGCCAGGACUUCCUCUAAUGGACACAGGGCCUUUGAGCACUGGGUGAAUGGGGCCCCACUCCCCAGCAGCCAUGUGUGUUUGCGAGCAUUUUCAGUCGGCCCGCAUCCACCCGGUCCCUUCAGCCAGAACCCUAGGAGCCCCGCCCCCAUCCUCCCGGGGCUCCUUUCUCACCCGGGUCCCUGCCUCAGUGGCUACGCACCCCUCAGGCUGGCUGCCCAGUGCGGUUUCCACGCCCAAUCUGCCGCAACCCCAUCACUCCACCCUCACCUACCCCUGACUCCUGCUUGUCCUCCAGCCUGGGCUCCUCCCUCCGCUGGCCAAGUCAUGCCAAGCAGUUUGCGGUUACAGGACGGGUGGGGGCCUCUGCAUAUGUGCAGAGUAUGGAGGGCCCAGGGACGCGAGGCUGCCCGAUGGGCAACCUCCCCUGCCUUUGCUUUUCCCCAGAGCCCCCUCCUGGCCUGCAUUCGGCAUCUUCUCGGGUCAUCAUCGCCCUCUGCGGUGCCUGCGCUCGGGGUGAGGGUUUUUGUCGGCUUUUGUUACAUCACCAAUGUAACAGUGCCUGGCACGUAGUAGGUGCUCAAUAAGUUUGUUGUUGCAUGCGCUUCAGUCUCCCCUAAUGCUUGUCCCUUCCGGGCGCUCUCAUCGCUCUCCUACCUUCUCCGCUACACAGCUCCAAGGUCCCUUCCUCUGGGAAGCUCACCCGUCCCACUUGCCAGGAAGAAUCAAGCAAAUUUUCUGAGUGAGACACCUUGUCCUCACUCAGGCAUCUUGUAGGCGGCUUCAGUGAGUUGUUGGGGCAGAUGCGCCAGGAGCUCCCGAGGGCAGGGACGGCGUCUUAUUUCUCUUUUUAAGUCCACAGGGCUUGCACAAUAGAUGCCCGAAAAAUGAGAGUGAAUUUAGAAUGAGUGACCGAGUGGCUGAAGAUUGCCUCCUUCCUUUCCCAGUCUGUCGGUUACUUACCCUGUGACAAGCCCUUAGGACGUGCAGUCGCCCCUCUCUGGCCUAUGACUGCUGGCUGCCCCCACUGACACCUUAUACCCUUGAUCUGAUCAUAAAUAAGAAGCAGCCCGGGAACCUCGAGACUGAAGCUGAUUUAGAGAAUUCUGGGAGCUUUUUUCACUUCCCUCCUCCCAUCCGGCCAGGACAGAUCCCCGCCCAGGAAGGGGCUAUUGACCAUAGACUGGGAUGGGUAGACUGGGAUCGCGGUGGGGCGGGGCAGGCACGGGGGGCCCCCGGCCUGGAGGUGAGCGCAGCUGCCCUUCAGCUUGUGGGUAGCACUCGGGCCGAGCCAUGCAGGCAGCGCGCGUGGGCUACAUUGCUCCCUGGUGGGUCGUGUGGCUGCACAGUGUCCCGCACCUCGGCCUGUGCCUGCAGCCUGUGAACAGCACCUUCAGCCCCAGCGAUGAGAGUUACCAGGAGUCGCUGCUGUUCCUGGGGCUGGUGGCCACUGUCUGCCUGGGCCUGAACCCCAUCUUCCUUGUGGCUUACCUGAUUUGUGUGUGCUGCUGCCAGCAGGAUGAUGCAGUGCAGACCAAGCAGCGCCACUCCUGCUGCAUCACCUGAACGGCCGUGGUGGCCAGGCUCGUCUGCUGUGCUGCAGGGGGUGUUGGUUUCUAUGGAAACAGCGAGACCAACGAUGGAGCGUACCAGCUGAUGUACUCCUUGGACGAUGCCAACCACACCUUCUCUGGGAUCGAUGCUCUGGUAAGUCUCCCGGGCAGCUGGCCGGACCCGUGGGAGCUGAAGGCUGCAGAGUGUGGAUUAGCGGACACUGCCCCACUCCCGGCCCAUUGUGCUUCUUGGUUUAGCGUGACAGUUUCAGAACAACAAAGCCCUUUCUCCCCUUGCUGCCAGCAAGGGCAUGCUUGGGGCUGCCAAGCUGCACCCCGGGGCUCUGCAGGCACCCUGGGUGUGGGCUGUGGGAAAGCCCCGCUAACCAAGGGGACUCGCUACUACCUGUAUUGCAGCCAGAGUGGAAGCAGCCCCUUCCAGCAGACCCUGACCACCUUCCAGCGCACGCUCACCACCAUGCAGAUCUAGGUCGUGGGGCUGCUGCAGUUUGCCGUGCCCCUCUUCUCCACCGCAGAGGAAGACCUACUUGCAAUCCAGCUCCUGCUGAACUCCUCAGAGUCCAGCCUUCACCAGCUGACCGCCAUGGUGGACUGCCGAGGGCUGCACAAGGACUAUCUGGACGCCCUUGCUGGCAUCUGCUACGACGGCCUCCAGGGCUUGCUGUACCUUGGCCUUUUCUCCUUCCUGGCCGCCCUCGCCUUCUCCACCAUGAUCUGUGAGGGGCCAAGGGCCUGGAAGCACUUCACCACCAGAAACAGAGACUAGGACGACAUUGAUGAUGAUGACCCCUUUAACCCCCAAGCCUGGCACCUGGUGGCAGGACAGCUUCACAGCUUCUGCAGCUACAGCAGUGGCCUGGGCAGUCAGACCAGCCUGCAGCCCCCCGCCCAGACCAUCUCCAACGCCCCUGUCUCCGAGUACAUGAACCAAGCCAUGCUGUUUGGUAGGAACCCACGCUAUGAGAACGUGCCACUCAUUGGGAGAGCCUCCCCUCCGCCUACGUACUUUCCCAGCAUGAGAGCCACCUAACUGUCUGUGGCGGAUGAGCACCUGAGGCAUUACGGGAAUGUUUACAGCCUAACAGACUUUCGGAGGUUCCUGCCUCCUUUUUCCGUUUUGGUUUUUAAUUAGUGCAAAUACAAGCUGCGUUUCUUUAAUAGAAACCAAAGGCAUCUGGAGCCCGAGAGGCCUCCUGCUGUGGCAGAGGAGCAGCUGGGAUCCCCGACCAAAGCCCCAGAGGGGGCAGAAGACUCACCACGCGGGCCAGCCUCUCUCUUCUGCUCCACACCAGAAAUGCCCCCAGGUGCUUGGCUGCCUCAGAGGUACCAUCCCUGAGCUGGCUGCCUGGCCCUGCUCACCCCUACGCCUCGCUCUUGCCAGGAGGGGAGUGGCAGUGAGGAGGGGGCUAGGUCAGGCGCCACCAUCAGAGAGCUGUGUGUUCUCUCUGGUCUCACAACCAUGACUCUGCCUCUUGUCAGCCCUGCCAAGAGCCCAGACAACCCCUCUCGGAGUCACCUCUGUCCUCCGUUCCCUGCAAGUAACAUGAGAAGGGCUGAUCAGGAGACGCUCUUUAAGAAGGUCGCACCCCUGAUGACACCAGAACAGCCCAAAUCACAGUUCCCAGGGCCAGACAGGCUCUUCCUGGGCCACAGAGGGGCGGCGUCAGGAGAGCUCUGCAGUGGGGGGCUAGUGGCUCCGGGGCUGGGGCAUCACAGCCUGGUGAACCCCGGUGGGAACAGAGGUGAAAGGCUGCCGCAUUCCACCUGUCUCCCUAACCCUCCAUUACCUCACCUCUAUUCCAGAAUCAGUGCUGCAGAUGUGUUAGCUGCAGAUAGGCACGGUCUCAGGUAUGAACAGACACUUUGAAACGACUUUAGGUCUUUCUUUUCUUCAGUGUUUUAAACACGUUGAUUAUCCAAAGAAUUGAAACUCCUGGCACAUCCAGUUUUUACAACAGAUUUGCAGCUCAUUCCUUACCCUGGUUAGGUCACUACUUUUGCAGAUUUUACUGGCACUGAUCUGGAGAUCUACAGAUCUGGAGGAGACAGGGAGGAGUCGAUUCUUAAAUAAGGAUCAGUGAGACAUCCUGUCCCAAGCUACUGUUUGGUGGGGAUCUGGGUUCAUCUCACCCACAGAGAGAGGAUCUUUAAGAGGAGAAAAAAGCCAAGAGGAAAAGCCAGAGUUCCCUGUUCUAGGGGACUAGCCAAAUGCUGUCCCUUCCCUGUUGUCUCCAAGUAAGUUUGCCAGAAAAGGUUUUAGCAAAGUGGUACAACUGUGUCUUUAUGGGAGGAUAGGCCUCUGCCCUGCCCCACCCCCACCACCUGUUCCUACCCAGUGUCCUGGGCCCCUGGCCUGCCAGGCCACAGGAGCUUAUUGGCCAGGAGGGAAUAAUGUCCCCCAAUACUGCCUGUUGAGGGACUAGAGUUGGGGUCUUUGGUGUUUCCAACCUCCUGCCAACCUGGAGUUCACAACACCAGAGCCCCACGGCCUCGCACACUGAAGCAGGGGAGUGGGGUGACUCGGUGCUUCUGUUUUGGAAGAACCACCUGUCAUCAAAACAUGGACAAAGGGUGUUCUCAGCUCCCAGCGAAGCCUCCACAACGGAAUGGGGCCACAGGGCAGCCGGGACACCCUGUCUCACCUACAUUAACCCAUGCAUACUAUAUACCAUAAACUCACUUUGGUAUGUCCGCGUCACAUGCAGAGAGGAACUCUGUGACAUCAAAGUGUUGCUUCUUAAAGUUUCAUUAUUGGC